UAACAAGUCAUAAAAUUCUUCAACCACAAUGACAUUGGAAUUAAUAAAAUAAAAUUUAAUUUAAAAAAUUACUAUAAAAUUACAAGUUAAAUUUAUUAUUUUGCGACAGCAACAUUUUUCACUAAGAACAAUCCUAGAAUAAGAAUAAAGAUGGCCUUGCGUAUGAUAAACGUAUCCAGAAAGAUGAGGUCUUUGCUGGUAGAUAUGGCAAAAUUGGCUUGUAUAACAGAUGUACCCACAGUUCGCUGGUAUUCAAAGGAAGGCGAUGAUAGCUGUAGAAGAGCAUUAGCAGACAUUCCACCUGAAACGGAUCCUAAGUGUCCACACGCAUCUGAAAGGAAGAAAAAGAAAAAGGUUGGAUUUCUUCAUAGAAUCAAAAUGAAAGUUAUUGAAGGAGGUACCAAUUUUGGAACACCAUUUCGGAAAAUACAGUGCAGUGCAUUAAAACAAAAAGAAAAAGAGAAAGAGGAAGAAGAACAGCCAGAACCACCGAAAGCAUUGCCGGCUCCAGUAAAGCCGGUGCCAACAUUGCCUCCAGUGCGACCAGGGGUCCAAGUCUCCAUCCUUGGUGCUGACACGUCCAUUGGGCAAUAUGUGGCUUUGUUACUGAAACAGUGCCCUUGUAUCAAGAAGCUACGUUUAUACGAAGCGAAGGACACUCAGUGUUCAUGUUGCAACAGAGACCUGCAGAAGGUCGUUCAGGAUCUGCAGCAUAUUGAUACCAAUUGCCGAGUGCAAGCGUUCAGCUGCGCUUGCUUUGAGUUGGAGCGUUGCUUGCAGAAUACGGACAUUGUGCUGAUGCUGGAGAGCGGCUACGUGAACGUGGACAUGCCACCGGAGCGCCGGUUCAACUAUCAGGCGCCGAUAGUGAAGCGGUACGCGACUGCGAUUGCGCACGAGUGCCCCAGAGCAUUCAUUAUUGUAUGCGCGACGCCCAUAGAGUGCAUGGUGCCUUUAGUCGCUGAGACAUUGAAAGAGACUAAUUGGUACGAUCCUCGAAAACUGAUGGGGUCGCUGGCGGUCCCAGAGAUGCGAGCCAGCACCCUGGCGGCUCGUGCGCUUUGCCUUGAGCCCCGGUACACCAGGGUACCUUGCGUCGGCGGCACUGAAGGAGAAUCUCUAGUACCACUAUUUUCUAAGGCGGUAGAAUUCUUCGACUUUGCGAAGAAUAAUGCAGAAAUGAUGACAACUACCCUUCGUACGGCGUCGUCUGCGAUAGCAAGGACUGAAGGUAGAUGCAUCCUCGGAGGCGACCUGAGCGAAGCCCACGCCUUAGCUGGACUAGUUUCAAAAGUAGCUUAUGCUCUUUUAUGUCAAGAUUUGCCAAAGGUCACAGGUUUCGUUGAAACAGAUUCUUCGCAGGUCAUUUCUCCAGUCAGCUACCUCGCUAUCGACGUGAUCCUGAACCGCAAGGGGAUCUGCAAGAGGAACGAUUUCCCCUUCAUGAACGCGAUGGAGAAGGACCUGAUGGAUAUAGCCCUACAGCAACUCGAAAGCAACGUGAAGAUGGCUAUGAAGUGGUACUAUGCGGCAAUGGUGACCGACUGCGAAAGACAACAGAUGGGCAUGCAGAAGUUUUUCCACGUUCCGAAGAAAUAUGCCCAUGUUGAAAGCUGCAUGUCUCAUGCGAUCUAACUUAACAUUGCUGCUGUAAUCGUAGUGUCUUUCAUAAUGAAUCUAGUGGAGUCAAAACUAAUGUUUAAAACAAGCAAAAAAUAGCUAAAUGUAACUGUCUAAAUCACAUAAAAAUAAGCAAAACUUUAUUACUUUUUCAAGAUUUCCAAGACACUUGAAUCUGUUUUAAAGUGACAUGUAGCUAGUAGUACUGUCUCAGGUAUUGUUCUCAGUGAUUGGCGUUGCAGUCUGUAAAAUAUUUGCAAAAAAAUUGCAACAAUAUAGCGGUCAUGUGUAAAAUUAAAAAAUAAAACAUGUUUUUACAAGUAAA
Plodia interpunctella (Indianmeal moth) is the source of this 1945-nucleotide messenger RNA. Its product is annotated as malate dehydrogenase, mitochondrial-like. Bases 151 to 1635 code for a protein of 494 amino acids. The transcript has 7 exons. Gene Ontology annotation, biological process: tricarboxylic acid cycle. Gene Ontology annotation, molecular function: L-malate dehydrogenase (NAD+) activity. The record is from RefSeq and is a predicted model, not a curated record. Gene Ontology annotation, cellular component: cytoplasm; mitochondrion. NCBI's taxonomy places the organism in Eukaryota, Metazoa, Arthropoda, Insecta, Lepidoptera, Pyralidae.